Eupeodes corollae is the source of this 2479-nucleotide messenger RNA. RefSeq names its product probable dolichyl pyrophosphate Man9GlcNAc2 alpha-1,3-glucosyltransferase (gene gny). Gene Ontology annotation, biological process: protein N-linked glycosylation. Lineage: Eukaryota; Metazoa; Arthropoda; Insecta; Diptera; Syrphidae. The transcript has 2 exons. Gene Ontology annotation, molecular function: dolichyl pyrophosphate Man9GlcNAc2 alpha-1,3-glucosyltransferase activity. The coding region runs from base 171 to 1655 and encodes 494 amino acids. The record is from RefSeq and is a predicted model, not a curated record. Gene Ontology annotation, cellular component: endoplasmic reticulum membrane.
CACAAUUGUUACGUUCUACGUUGUUACGUUCUUCGUGGUUUCCAUUGUCUACGUGGUGAAAUGUCACUUUGACAACUAUCAUAUAUUUAUUUUAUUUUUGUAUUGCUUUUCCAUUUAAAAACAAAUCUUAAUUUAGAAUCCAGAGUUUUAAAUGUUAAAAACUAAAAAUCAUGUCAUCAACCACCAUUAAAAUAAGUUAUGUAGCUAUAAUUACUUGCGGUCUUGCACUACGUUCGAUAAUAUCUUUAUAUGAUUAUUCUGGAGCAGCAACACCCCCCAUGUAUGGCGAUUACGAAGCUCAACGACAUUGGCAGGAGAUAUGCGUUAAUUUGCCGGCGUCCGCUUGGUACACAAAUUCCACCGACAAUGACCUGCUCUACUGGGGCCUUGACUACCCACCACUUACAGCAUACCAUAGUUUCUGGCUCGGGAAGAUAGCAAACACACUUAACUCAUCAUAUGUAGAAUUGCAUAAAUCGAGAGGAUUUGAGUCGGAAUCGCAUAAGUCUUUUAUGCGAUUCAGUGUUUUAGCUGCUGAUAUUUUGGUCUAUAUGCCAGCUAUAUUGUUGGCUGUUAUAGAGAUAAAUCGUUUGCAAUCCCGCAAAGGAAGUAUAAAUCCAACUAUGGUUUUACAACACUUAGCUGUAUGCCUGUUCUAUCCAGCACAAAUACUUAUAGACAACGGACACUUUCAAUACAACAAUAUAUCGCUGGGUCUGGCUGCUCUAGCUGUUGUGGCAAUAUUGAGAGAUCGGUUGAUGUUCGGAGCAGUUUUCUUCUCCUUGGCACUGAAUUAUAAACAAAUGGAACUUUACCACGCGCUCCCGUUUUUUGUGUACAUGCUAAAUAGCUGUUUUCAGGAAAAAACUUACAAGCAGAGAAUUCUUAAACUAAUUAAAAUUGGAGCAUGUGUUAUACUGACUUUCGGUCUUCUCUGGGUGCCAUGGAUGACAUCUUUUGAUAACUUCUUCGGUGUGCUACGUCGAAUAUUUCCCAUUUACCGUGGAGUGUUUGAGGACAAAGUUUCAAAUAUUUGGUGUGUCCUGAAUGUGGUCAUCAAAUUGAAAACCAUCUUUAGCAAUGAACGCAUGGCAUUAAUAUGCUUGGUGACAACUGGUCUAAUGCUCACUCCGAGUGCGAUUCAGCUAUACCGAAAACCUUCUAAACAAGACUUUCUUUAUUUGCUUUUUAAUUCUGCAUUGACGUUCUUUUUAUUCUCCUUUCAAGUUCACGAGAAAUCAAUUUUACUUCCGGGACUUCCUGCGAUGUUGCUCUAUCCAAUUGAGCCUUUGAUGGUGCCGUGGUUUCUACAGAUUUCGACUAUUAGUAUGUUUCCACUUUUGUACAAAGAUAAACUUGUGCUGCCUUUCAUCUGUAUGAUUAUUAUAUUUCAACUUUUAUCUAGACUGAUAAGUGGAAAAGAACAUCAGAAUAUUAUGUCUCAGCAAAUUAAAUGGCUUUAUCACUGCUCAUGUGUGAUGAGUUUAGUUUUAGUUUUGUGUCACUUAUAUGCACCAGUGCCAAAAAAACUGCCACAUUUGUAUGUUCUGGCAAUAUCUGUAUUUUCUUGUUCCCAUUUCUUGGUGUUUUUGGGUUACACAAAUUAUAAACAGUUUAUUUCCAAGCCAUAUAUUCAUAAAGUUCAUUUAAAAUAAAAAGCAUUGCCUUAAAACUUUACUGAAUAAAAAUGUAUGUUGUGUAUGAAACUGUUUUUUUUUUCUUUAAAAAUGCGAUUCUACAAAAUAGCUUGUUAAACUUUACGUUACAUAGAUAUCUCUUUUUACCAACUUUAUGUCUUUAACCUACAUAAUGUAAUGUUAUGUUUAUUUAUUAACAAAUGUAGAGGCCGUAAGCCUUGGACAAUCCUUGAAUGAUUUAUAGUCCAUUUUAUGACUGUUCGGAAAAUUGAAAAUUAAAAAAGAACCGUUGAUUCGACUUAAAUGUUAUACAUUUUUCGAAAAUUGAUCUCACUCUAUUGGCGCUAUCGAAUGUUCGUUGAUUUGAACGUCAUUCGUGUUAUUAUUGUCGAACGUCCAUAUUGUGUGAGAAAAGGUCAAAGUCGGAAAAUAAAACAUUCUCCAAGAUAACUAAUAAAAAUAAUUACGAAAAAUAAGACGAACUGAUGGAAUCGAAACCGAAUGUAGAGAGGUGUUGAUGAGUUUGGUUCUUCAAAAACAAAACAAUAGGAAUAUUGGGACCGAUUUGCUACAACCCUUAACUCACUUGGGCAACCUACUCACGAUGGAAAAGAAAAAUUAUUGAACGAUGAAAUAAAAAUAUAAAACUACCAAGGAACAUUAACCGUUCUCCUCUUUAGUUCCACUUUUCAACAACUGACUUAAGAUUACUCGAGUUCCAUACAAAGGAAUCAUGGGUUGAUCCAGUAUAUCUUAAGUCAACAUAACAAAUACACAUUUUAUGUUCACACGUUUAAAAAACUUGCAAUAAAAAUCAAAAGCUGCAAUCGGCGAAAAAUUUA